GUUCUAACGACAAUGACAGACUCUACCCUCGACUACGCGGCCUACCCUCACCUCGUCGAGGCCAUCGUCUCCUACGCCUCUCUCACCGCGCUCGUCUCGCUCCGCGCGACAUGUCGUGCCCUCCACGCCCUCGUCGACGCCCGACUCUUCACCCACGCCCAGCUGCACGACUUCCCAAACACGAGCGACGACUGGUCCUCGGCCGUGACGUACGGCCUGACGCUACCACUGAGGAGCACGAUCCCGCACACCUCACGCAUGCCGCACCUACCGCGCGCGGCGGCCGCCGUGUCCACCCUCGACGUGUGCUUCGAGCUCGUGCCCCCCGUCGUCGCGAAGCGGUUCACCUCGUUGCGUACCCUCCGCCGGCGGCUCAACUGUGUCGCCCACUUUGACGACCCGUUUCUCCGCGUCGAGACGGCGGUUUACUUCAUCACCGUGCCCGCGCAGUACAUCGUCGUCGCGCGGCUGCCGCGCUCGCUCGACCGCCUGGUCCUUCACAUCAAGCACGAGGGCACCGGAUCCCCCGCGCGCGGCUUUCGCCUCGUCUCAAACGAGCACAAUAUUCAGCAGUUCGAGUUCGUCAUCUGGCCGUCACCGCGUACCCCACCAGCCGUGUGGUUCUUCCAGGCCAUGUUCGAGACAGUCGACAGCGGGCGCGCGAACGGCACUGGCUCCGACUUUUCCAUCACUCUUGCGGGGCUGGAGAAGGUCUAUCCGUCUCUAUGGGAAGGCUCGCCCGACCUCGACCACGCAGCCGACGCUGAGGGAGUCAAGCGCGCCAUCCGAGACUGCCUCCACACAGCGUUGGACCUCGGACACGUUACCCGGUCUAACCAGUCCGCAUUCAUCGUCGACGCCAUUUGUGACAGGCUUCGUGUGCUGACGCUGGAGGAAUGGCAGUCAGAGCUUGGCGACAGGCUUGAGCUCGAGGGCACAUGGAUGGAGCCCGGGGUGGUGAGCCCUUCCUGUGGUGACAUGCUGACUGAGUGCAGUGAGGCGAUGACGACGCCUCGCAGCGACAGACAUGCCCAAGGCUAGGCCGCAUGAUCAUAACCCAGAACAACUUAUGUCCUUCCAUUGUCACUCAUUCUCUUUUCCAAACAUCGUCCAUCCCGCCUCUCCACUCCCAUGAAGGCAUUAGACAGGUUCAAGCUCGCCCAGAAUGCUCGCCGCCGACGAGCAACGUCGUCUCGCGGGGUCAUCGACCCCAGCGCGUUCCCGCACAUCAUGGACGCCAUCAUCGAGAACGCCGACAUGAUGGCCCUCGUCGCUCUCCGCGGGACGUGUCAGCGUCUUGGACGGCUGGUUGACAAACUGCUCUUCACGCAUGCCCAAUUGGUCCUGUAUCCUGCACAGCAGGCGUAUGGCAUCCACACACACCGUCCACUUGCAUUCCUGACACUACCGGUCAACACGACUGUUCGCACCGCCUCUACAUUCCCCGUCCUCCCGUGGUGCCCUGCCGCUGUCAAGAUCCUCGAUGUCCUCCGCCCCAACGGUGACCCGGCAUGGACGACCACGGUAAAUCUCGCCUUGGCUGCCGAGUUUACCUCGGUCCACACUGUGCGGCAGCAGCUCGAGCCGUACUGGGAUAUUGCACACUACUUUCCCUCCAACCACACAACCGUCUACUACGAUGUCGUCCCACCGCGGUUCCGCCGCAUUGGCUCAGGAACACAGCACUACUCUCCAGAUCGCGCAGUGUAUCACUUCCGGCCUGAUGACGAGUCCGAUCAUGAGCCUGUUUCGUUCGCCACCGCCUACCUGUGCACCGACUUCGUCUUUGUUUUCUGGCCCUCCUCGACCGUACCACCCUUCGACUGGCCGUUCGCGAGGAUGCAACAUAUCCUGCGUGAGUCAGGAACUCGCGAACACGGCGGCACGACCGCCAAUAUCCGAGGACGACGCAAGGCAUCUUCAUCCUUCAUCAACUCCUUCGUCGUUGUUGGCAUUCAGAACGUGUGCCCGGACCUCGUCCGCUACGAACCGGACAGCCCAGAGAGUAGUCCCCUCACUGAUGUCGAGAUCCUGCACGAAAUCAUCAGCGCUAUGCAGGUCCCCCUCAGAAUCGGUGACCGUCUUCGAGAGUGCGGCCGUACCAUAUCCCUCGAGCAGUGGAUGGAGGAGCUUGGCGACCGAGCCGCUAUCGAGGGGGCAUGGAUGACACCCCGGGAGGCUCCGCUGAAUCCGCCUCAUCGGAGACAUGAUGGCUCCAUGCCCGCUGUCGAUGGCCAGGCUGAUGGACGGCACGCUGGAUCAACACCAUCGGCACUCGAGGGCGGGGGGCAACGGCUGGACUUCCACGUCGCUUGUUUUCUUUCUGCUUUCACUCUCUCACUCAACUCCUGCACGCUCGGAAUGCCCGCCACGCUCGACUACAGCGCCCAUCCGCACAUCAUCGAGACGAUCGUGCGCUGCGCCCCCGUGGCGGCGCUGAUCCCCCUCCGGGCGACGUCCAAGGCGAUCCAGCCGCUGGUCGACGCGAUCCUCUUCGACCACGUCCAGCUGCAGCCGUUCCCCGCCGACGGGAAGGACUGGGCCUCUGGCGCAGUCAUCGGCCUUACUCUACCAGCCGACACGAGCCUGUCCGUCUCGUCCCCCCUUCCCCGGCUGCCGUGGGUACCUGGCGCCGUGCGCAUGCUCGAUGACACCAAGACGUGGAACGACGACGACGAGUACGCUAUCACGAACGACGCGUUCAGCUCGCUGCAGACUAUCCGGCAGCUGUGCACUGACGACUACGCAUACGACCACAACCUCUCCGACGUGCCCACUGCUGUCCUGUUCGUCGACGCGUCUCGUUACCAUCAUACCAUCUAUCCGUGUUCGAAGCGCAUGGUCGCCCACAUCCGCGGCGGCGGCGGCAAUCCCCCCGUAGUGGAGACGGCAUGUCACGACAACGUGCGCGAGUUUGUCUUCGUCUUCUGGUCGCCGAUGAACAGUGUGGCUUGGUGCCUUGACGUCGUCAUUGGCGCACUCUAUACCCAGCGCCGCAAUAGUGAGACGAUCCCCGAGUCGAUCGAGGUCGUCGGCCUCGACCUUCCCCCCCACACCGCUACCUCCAGUGAGCGGAUACGCGCACAGAAUGCCCUGGAAGGAAGGUUUGGGGCCAAGCUCCACGGGUUACACGACCAAAGUGACGACCACACCGAGUGGGCGUACGAAAUGGAGCAACGCCUCCUAUUUCACACCAUGGACGAGUGGCGCGCUACACUCGGCGACCGCCUAUACCUCGAGGGGACGUGGAUGCAGCCACGGCCGGGGCCUGAUUCCAACGGCAAAUGGCCCGAGACUGAAGAAUCGGACUCGGACUCGGACGAAUAGCGCGGCGCCGGCGGUCGCUUCUGCCCGCUCCGCCGCAAUGCAGGGUCGUAUGGGCCAGGGGUAUCGGAUGCAGCUCUUUCCAACCCACUCCAACAUCCAUGCCGCCGAGUGCUGCUACGGGGACG
Messenger RNA from Vanrija pseudolonga, 3452 nucleotides. RefSeq lists its product as uncharacterized. NCBI's taxonomy places the organism in Eukaryota, Fungi, Basidiomycota, Tremellomycetes, Trichosporonales, Trichosporonaceae. The transcript is spliced from 4 exons. The record is from RefSeq and is a predicted model, not a curated record. Bases 1132 to 3327 code for a protein of 731 amino acids.